UCCGCUUCUGUUGUAGCGUAGCCUCGAUAGUGACGAACAGCUAGCACGGCGGCUAACUACUACUACAUUUUUCUUUUGCACUGGGGAUUUGAUCGCCGUGAUUUUCGCUAUGAACAAAGGUGACUUCACAGCAGGUCGGGGGAAAGGGCCCGAGGUUCCGGAUAAAGUCGACAUGUCCUUGGAUGACAUUAUUCGGUUGAACAGAAGAGAGCAACAGUUAAAAAGAAGACAGGCCAACGUGAACCGCCGACCAGUCAAGAAGAAAGGCCGUUUAAACCAAGGAAAGGCGGUUUCAGGACCAGUCCAGAGAGGAGGUGGCGUGCCCCGAGGAGGAGCACCUAAAUUAAGAAACAGAAGGGUCCCACCCCUACCGGCUCGACGGAAGGGUCAGGGGGUCAUCACAGGACUGGCAGCCCGGAGGCCAGCGGCCCUAUUAAAGCGAAGCGGCACUCUCAACAGAGCAGCAGUCACUCAGAAAACAAGACAGAAAACAAGGCCCUUCAUUCAGCGUCCUGAAGCCCAGUACAGGAAGCCGGAGGUACAGAGGCGGCUGUACAGGCAGCCCGAUCCACAGAGAGGCCCGAAUGCAGCACCAGUCAGGAGACCUUUUCAGCUGCGACGGCGACCACUGCCGCCUGUCCAGCAGACUCAGAGGGAAGCACGCCAGGCCACUUUUCUUUUUCGCAGAGGACUCAAGGUACAGGCCCACGUGCAGAAGCCAAAUCCCCACUCUCCUCCUGUCAAAACAAGGCAGUGGCACACAUCGACAAGCAGCAGUGGAAUCCUGACCGUUUCAAUUGACAACCCAACAGCCAGGACUCAGCCUGAGCCUCCUACUGCUUGGACUCUGCAUCCUCCAGCUGCCACUUCUGCUCCUGUUAAGGUGGAAACGGUGGAGAAGAAAAUACCAAAAGGAGUGCCUCUGCAGUUUGACAUCAACAGUGUGGGGAAGCCGCAAACAUCGAUGACCCUGAACGAGCGAUUCCGUAUCCUGAAGGAUCGACGCGCCGCCACAGCUCAGAGCAGCAAAGGCAGCAGAUUUGUUACAGUGGGUUAGCAGAGGAAGAGAAAUAAGACAGAACUGACGCUCUGAAGCUCCCCUGUGCCGUUCAGACCUACAGUGACCCCACCUUUCUGAUGGAUUGGACAGUGCUGACCCACUGACUGACUUUACUAAUAGGAGGGAGGGCAACCACGGGACAAAUGAGUACAACGUGCACCACUGGUCAGCUGUGAGAACUCAAGCAUCGAUGGAAGACUGUCUAAAAUAAGUUCCCAUUCAUUGUCCAUAUCAUUGUACUCAGCUGUUUGUGUUGUGGAUGUUCAAAACUGGGAAACAAAGAACCUUGUUUCCCAUUUGGACUUUGAACUGUCGACACCAUUAGAAGUAUUUCAUUUCAGACAGGGCCACUAUGUAUUUGCAAGGACGCCACGUAUGUUCUGACACCGUUUUUGACAUUUUUGAGAGGUUUGUUUUGUAAUAUUUCUUCAAAUGAAUGAGUUUGUCUUUAAAGAUUGUCGUAGUUGUGCAGCUUCAGAUCAGCUUGUAGCACCCCGAUGCCCAACACGCUUCAAAUCUGAAUCUUGUCAUCAAACAGUGCCAUCUGUCUGUGAAAUAUAAAAGGAAGGGAUACAUUGACGUUUCCACAAGUUUGCACAUAAUUUAGGUGGUUUAUCCCAUGAACAGUCAAAAGUUUCAAAUGUCUGCAGAGCUAGAAAAUAUUUUGCAAUGUCUUUGUACAAAUAAACUGGUUUCUGGAACUUUCUAACAAAAGAAA
Molecule: messenger RNA, 1778 nt
Organism: Amphiprion ocellaris (clown anemonefish)
Lineage: Eukaryota; Metazoa; Chordata; Actinopteri; Pomacentridae
Product: UAP56-interacting factor
Exons: 9
Coding region: 110-1057 (315 amino acids)
Biological process (GO): mRNA export from nucleus
Molecular function (GO): mRNA binding
Source: RefSeq, a predicted model, not a curated record